GCGCUGUUUUCUUGUCAAAUCCGGUCAUGAGUAGGGACGCGAAAGAAGCGAAAAGGUUGGCGCGACAAUGUCGCCUGAACAGUCGCAGGGACAUCUCGAAAUUCACCCUGGAGGACCUGGUGGCGAAACAUCUCUCCGACGACCUAAUGGAAAAAUUCAAAAUCAACAAAAGUCACCGUGAAACUUUGAAGAGUUUCCAAUCCGAGUACUGUAAAAUGACCAAACUGAAGGAGUACCGGAGAAAGUUGACUCCCUUAUUCCCCGAGGUCCCCAGGUACAAUACCGCUUAUUGUACCUUGAGGAGUUGCGCCGAUCAGUGUCCCACUAUGAAAAUGUCUUGGUUCCAAGAACUAGCCAUACGUAAAAAGAUUCAAAAAAAGUCCCUGGAAGCGAAAUACCCUCAAAUAAUCGACGGAAUAAUGACAGAAGCGAAAGAACAUUUCGUCCAAGUGACCCACUCGGCAGGAGUGAACCUGAAGGUCCUCACGAGGGGAGGAGAAGAGGGCAGAUUCGUGAUCCCCCCUUACAAAUACUUGGGCAGGACCGAACGUUACGAGAAUUUCCUGCUGAUGCGGGAGGAAAUGGCCACGAAAUGGCUACUGCACCAUCAUUUGGUGCGCAGGAUUCUGCACGAGUGUGUCGUUAAUUUGCCUGAAUUAUUAUGCAAUAUUAGCAAUUUAAGAAGCAAACCGAACGACAUAAGAGAACUGGAAGCGAUUUUCAAAAAAUGCGUGGAAGAAGCGGAAAACUCCAUGAAAAAGCUGCACAACAAAGUGGUCGAAAUCGUCGAACACGACCGGACAAAGUCGAAAAUGGGCCCCGCGGUCUACUAUCGGAUUUUGCGCACUUGCAACGGCCUAAUGUCCGUCUAUUUGGGUCAGGCCCUGUAUAGGACCAUCGGUCACAUAGUCACAGUGACCGGCAACGAGGAUCUGGUCCCCUACUUGAAAUUAUCGAUAAAUUAUAAAGAGAAUUUAGUCCUACAGCCCACCUCCGAGGACCUGAUCAUAAUUUACAGCCUGUUCAUUUCCAAGUUGGUGGAUAUCGCGAAGAAGUUUCUGGUGUUGGAGUAUUUCCAGAAGAAGAACUACGGAUUGAAGUAUCUGUACGUCAACGUCACCGAUGACUUCGUCUUUGAAAAGAUUAAACAGAUGGCGAGCAAUAUUGCAGCCCUGUACGUUCCUAUACGGGUGUACGUUAGUAAACUCGACCAGGACUUUUCUGCCAUUUAUACAGACCUGGGGGUGUUAAGAAACUUUACCGAGACGUCCGACGACGCAGAAGCAGUUGCAAAAUUCAAUUUCGGCUGCGAACAAAUUCAACACUACCAGGACUACAUCAGGAAGGCGAGCAGCAUGCUGAGCAGCGAGUAUUUUGCCAUCGGUCAACUGAUCCUAUCCGAAUACGUCAUCACGAUGAAGGAGUCCCUCGCCCUGGUGAUCGAGAACAUUUUUAAGGAACUUUGCGGCAUUCACUUGAUGGAGGACGAUAAGAUAUGUCAAGCGUUCGAGGACUUAAAGGCUUACGCUCUGAGUAAACCGUCUACUAGUGAGGACUUAAUCGCCCAAGGCAAAUACAUGAUAUGGGUAAAGACGGUUUUACUGCACGAGUUGAGGGAACGCAUCGAGCUCGCCUUGACAAACAUUACCAAACUAGUGGAGUACGGUACACUGACCAAGGAGCAUAUGGCCAUGAACGCUUACACGGUGCAAUGGCUUAAGAAUAUCGAGCCGAUAUUGGACAUUAACUCGAGCAUGUACGAACAAAUCAAGUUCGAAUAUGAGGAACGGUUGCAGGCCACCAUUAAAUACGUUAACACUACGAUAGAGACCUUAAUGCCUAUGCUAGCUUGCGUGGACGAAAUGGACGAUUUCGAACGUUGCAGAGAAUACGUGAACUAUAUCAAAGUUCACCUGGUGGUCCUGAAGGACCUGAGGGAGAAAAUCACGUGGAUAAUCAAAGAACAGUUGUGCCUAGGAUUCAAUCCGAGCAGUUUUAAGAGCGUUGAUGAGGUGGAAAACUGGUUAUACCCAUUUUUCCACUUAUUAAAGGUCUGCAUGAACAUCCGGAGGCACAUUAACGUGUGGCUAGACGGUCAAUUUGAAUUUCUAAACAGCGAGGAGGUAGAGCAAAAAGUGGAGGAAUACAUGAAGGAACUGCUGAAGAUACAGAAAACUUAUCGGAUUAAACUGAGGCAAACCAAUACGGAGUUUAACCAGUUGAGGUUCUUUGGGGCCCUGGACGAUCCCGAUUUAUAUGCCUGGCCCUCCCCGUUGAAGUUAACCGCCCUAGGGAUUCAGACUUUGAAAGACUUUAGGCCCGCGAUGACUUUGAUUAGGAUUAUGUGCAACGAUGCUUUGAUGAAGAGACAUUGGAAAGAAAUGAGCGCAAUCGCUGGAUUCGAUCUCACCCCGAACGCCGGCACGUCCCUAAGGAAACUCACCCAAAUGGGCCUGGAAGGAGAUUUGGACAAAUAUGACGUCAUUAGUUCCGGUGCCACCAAGGAGAGAGAACUCUACAAAAAUUUAAUAAAAAUGCAAAAAGAGUGGGACGACAUCAUGUUUAAAACCGGACAAUUUAAGGACACCGGAGUGACCAUUUUAACUGCCUUGGACGACAUCCAGGUUAUUUUGGAUGAUCACAUACUGAAAGCCUUAACGAUGAGAGGGUCGAUCUUCGUAAAACCGUAUGAAACCGAGGUGAGAGGCUUUUACGAUAAAUUAGUGAGGAUUAAUUCGACGAUCGACGAAUGGGGCAAAGUGCAAUCGCAAUGGCUCUAUUUACUGCCGAUUUUUUCAUCUAAAGAUAUCGUGGCUCAGAUGCCUGAAGAGGGAACGCUAUUUAAAGAGGUAAACGACACGUACAAGAGAUACAUGGAUGUGGUGUUGAGAGAUCCGAGGGUGUUCGUUGUUGCCGGUGCAGAAGGCGUCUUGGAAAUUAUGCGACACUGCAUCGAACUGUUGGAGAAAAUCAAUGAGGGGGUUACCAAUUAUUUAGAGAAGAAGAGACUUUUCUUUCCGAGGUUUUUCUUUCUAUCCAACGACGAAAUGCUGGAAAUCCUCUCGGAAACGAAAGACCCCCUCAGGGUGCAACCGCACUUAAAAAAAUGCUUCGAAGCCAUAAACAAGCUCCACUUCACCGACAAACUGGAAAUCCUCGGAAUGUACAGUCAGGAAAACGAAAAAGUGAACUUUAGGGCCCAAGUGAACACCAAAGAGGCGGGCGGGAGCGUGGAGAAAUGGCUGGUGCAGGUCGAGGAACAAAUGGUCGUCUCCGUUAGGGACCAAAUUUUAAAAAGCUAUAAGAACUACUUCCUCAUACCAAGGACCCAAUGGGUGCAAAAGUGGCCGGGACAAGUGGUCCUAUGCGUCUCACAAAUACACUGGACCUACAACGUCCAUAAGGCUCUUAACAACGAGGAAAACCUCACCGUUGCCACCUUUUUCGAGAGCCUCAGGGUCUCUCUGAACAACAUCGUGGCCUUAAUACGUGAUCCCAGUUUAACCAACUUGUCCAGGAUCACUGUUAAGGCCUUGAUCGUAAUUGACGUCCAUGCCAAGGAUGUGGUUGUGGUGGAGGAUUUGCUGAAGAAGAAGGUGGAAAACGACAAAGAGUUCAAAUGGUUGUCUCAGAUGCGGUAUUAUCUAGAAGAGGAUGAAGCCUUGGUCAGGCUUAUUAACGCUACAGUAAAGUAUGCUUAUGAGUAUUUAGGUAACUCCGAUAGAUUAGUAAUCACUCCAUUAACGGAUAGAUGCUAUCGCACGCUAAUUGGUGCCUACCAUCUUCAUCUAAAUGGGGCUCCGGAGGGUCCGGCCGGAACUGGAAAGACCGAAACCACCAAAGACUUGGCCAAGGCUCUGGCCGUACAGUGUGUCGUCUUCAAUUGCUCUGACGGUCUGGAUUAUAAGGCCAUGGGAAAGUUUUUUAAAGGAUUGGCUUCCUGCGGGGCUUGGGUGUGCUUUGAUGAGUUCAACCGUAUCGAUAUCGAAGUAUUAUCGGUGGUAGCUCAACAGAUUCUCUCGAUAGUGAUGGCGGUCCGGGCGAAUUCGUCAAAGUUCAAUUUUGAGGGAACCGAGAUCAGUUUGAACCCCGCGUGUUACGUGUGCAUCACCAUGAAUCCCGGGUAUGCCGGUCGAUCCGAAUUACCUGAUAAUUUAAAGGUUUUAUUCAGAACAGUGGCGAUGAUGGUGCCAGAUUACGCGAUGAUAGGAGAAAUUUCUCUGUACUCAUACGGUUUUGAGGAUGCCAGGAACCUUUCGGUGAAAAUCGUCACCACUUACCGGCUCUGCUCUGAGCAGUUAUCCUCUCAGAACCACUACGAUUACGGCAUGAGAGCGGUAAAAUCUGUCCUGUCAGCGGCAGGUAAUAAUAAGAGAAAAACCCCCGAUGAAAACGAGAAUAUUCUACUGCUAAGGGCGAUUUUGGACGUGAACCUACCGAAGUUCCUUAAUCACGACUUACCGCUGUUUGAUGGUAUAAUUUCCGAUUUAUUUCCUGGCGUGGUGUUGCCGCAGGCGGAUUAUUCGGUUCUGAGGGGUGCGAUGGUGACCUGCGCCAACAAGAGACGUUUGCAGCCAAAAGAGAGUUUUCUGAUAAAAAUCAUUCAGACUUAUGAGAUGAUGAUCGUGCGGCACGGGUUUAUGCUGGUCGGGUACCCCAAUGCGGGUAAAACCUCCACUCUACGGGUUUUGGCCGAUAGUUUGACGCUGCUGAACAAGCAGGGGCACGGGGAGGAAAAGGUGGAAACUCUCACCCUGAACCCCAAAUCCAUAACGAUGGGUCAACUUUACGGCCAAUUCGACCCGAUCUCCUACGAGUGGACCGACGGCGUGGUCGCUACCGGAUUUCGUAACUUCGCCACCGACCUCAGCCCCAACAGGAAAUGGAUCAUUUUCGAUGGUCCAGUGGACGCUGUCUGGAUCGAGAAUAUGAACAGCGUACUGGACGAUAAUAAGAAACUUUGCCUUAUGUCCGGAGAGGUUAUGUCUAUGACCAACUGUAUGUCACUGAUUUUUGAGGCGAUGGAUCUGGAACAAGCUUCACCCGCCACUGUGUCCAGGUGCGGAAUGAUUUAUAUGCAACCGGAAACGCUCGGCUGGAGACCGUUUGUGGAUUCUUGGUUGCCCACUUGCAAUCCGGAGUGGUGUUCCGGGGAACAAAGGCAGUACGUUAGUGCACUCAUUGACUGGAUGGUGCCGCCCUGUUUGGAGUUCAUCAAGGGUAAAUGUGUUCAAUUUUGCAAUCCCGGCGAAAUUUGUCUGGUGCAAAACUUCAUGUGCAUGCUGGAAAUGCUACUGAACGACGCCUGCAAAGCGAGCACGAAAAAAGAAGAGGAAUUUAAGAACAUGUACAUCUGGAUCCAAGCGAGUUUAAUUCAGGCGGGAGUUUGGGGACUCGCCUCCAUAUUGGACUUUAAUUCGAGGCAAAUGUUUGACGAGUACUACAAGCAACUGUGGAGGAACCAAAUCGAGGACCAACAGUAUCCCGAGUACUUGGAGGAAAAGGUGGAGAUCGCUAUACCUAACGAAGGGAUUCUGUUCGAUUAUGCUUAUAAUUAUAAAAUGAAAGGAAACUGGAAAUACUGGCCGGAAAUCGUGAGAAGCGAGAGGGUCGACGAGUGCAAGAACAUCUUACAGGCCCUUAUACCCACAGUCGAUACAGUCAGGUACAUGAACCUAGUGGACAUGCACAUUCGCUACAAGAAACGUCUUCUACUCAUGGGUCCCACCGGUACCGGCAAAAGUUUCUACAUCCAGGACCUCCUGAUGAGCGGCCUGGAUAAAGAAAAAUUCGAACCGGGAUUCAUCACUUUUACCGUCCAAAUCACCUGCAACCAGACCCAAGAUUUGGUCAUUUCCAAGCUGAAUAAACGACGCAGGGGCCACUAUGGGGCCCACAAGGGUAAAACCGCCGUAUUAUUUAUCGAUGAUGUUAAUAUGCCUUUUAAGGAACAAUACGGGGCCCAGCCCCCUAUAGAACUGCUCAGGCAAUUUUUCGAUCAUAAAAACUGGUACGACCUAAAAAACACCGAACCGAUCUACUUGCACGACGUGCUGUUCAUGGGGGCGAUGGGCCUAGUGGGGGGCAGCAGACAAGACGUUUACCCUCGUUUCCUAAGGCACUUUAACAUAUUUUCCAUAAACGAGUUCAGCGAGGAGAGUAUGUCGAAGAUAUUCUGUAACGUUCUCCUGUUGGGUUGGAAGAACAACGGGUUUCCUUCGGAGAUCAUUUCGGUGGUGAACCAGACGGUGGCGGCCACCCUCGACAUUUAUAAGGCGGCCAUAGAGAACUUGAGACCCACCCCGUCGAAGAGUCACUACGUCUUUAAUUUGAGGGAUUUUUCGAGGUUAAUUCAAGGUUGCGCUAUGUUACGCAAAGAAUCCGCGGACAACAAGAAAACAUUCUCGAAAAUUUGGGUCCACGAGGUGCUCAGGGUUUUCUACGACCGCUUAAUCGAGCAACAGGACAAGGACUGGUUGUACGGAAAACUGCGCAACUGUGUCAAGGACAACUUUAGGGACAUUUUUGAGCAGCUUUUUGAUAAUUUCCCUAGAGAUCAAAAUGGUUUGGUGCAGCAAGAGUCCAUGAAAAACUUAAUGUUUGGCACGUAUUUCGACCAGGAUUCUGAUGAGGAUAAACGAUACGAAGAAGUGGCCGACCUGGAGGCUUUUAGGAACCUCAGUCAGAACUGUUUGGACGAGUAUAACGCCACCCAUAAAACCAAAAUGGAUAUUAUCUUGUUCGACUACGCUUUGGAGCAUUUAUCUAAGAUUUGCCGGGUGUUAUCCAUGAAUUGCGGAAGCGCUUUGCUAGUGGGAAUUAGUGGUUCGGGACGUCAAUCCUUGACGAGAUUGGCCAGUGAAAUCUACGGACACACCUUGUUUCAACCGGAAAUCACUAACAAAUACACCAUAUUAGACUGGAGGGAUGAUAUUAAGAAAAUCUUGAAAGAGUCCGGGGGUAAAGGGAAGCACAGCGUUUUCCUUAUAUCAGAGGGCCAAAUUAAGGAGGAAAACUUUCUGCAGGAUGUUGAUUGUUUACUGAAUUUAGGGGAGGUACCCAAUAUGUAUCAAAUCGAUGAGAAACAAGAGAUUUUGGAUAUGGUACGAUUGGCGGCGCAAGGCGGCAACAGAAACCUGGAAAUCAGUCCCCUGGAAGUAUUCUUCUUCUUUACCAAACGCUGCAAAGAACGCCUCCAUAUUAUCCUGUGUUUUAGCCCGGUGGGCUCCACCUUCAGGAAUCGUCUCCGAUUAUAUCCCUCUCUGAUCAAUUGCUGCACAAUCGACUGGUUCGAAUUGUGGCCGGAGGAGUCUCUGAUCGAAGUCGCCCAUAACUGGAUGGCCGAGAUCAAUUUAUCUGAUGAAAUCAAGCGGGUCUCCGUGGAGGCUUGUCAAUAUUUCCACGUGAAAUCCAUCAAAGGUUCGAACGAGUUUUACGAGAAAACCAAUAGGAAAACUUACAUAACCUCUGCCUCUUACUUGGAGCUGAUCAAAUCGUUUACGGUGUUAACAAAUAAGAAACAGACGGAAAUUAUGGCCGCGAAGAAUCGCUAUUUGGGCGGUUUGGAGAAAUUGCACCACGCCUCGGUGAGCAUCAGUGAAAUGCAGAAAUCGUUGGCCGAGUUGCAGCCGCAAUUAAAGGAAAUGAGCGAAAAAGCCACCGAGAUGCUGAAGAAAAUCGAGAAGGAAACUCUAACGGUCGAGAAGAUUUCCGCUGUGGUCAGAGAGGAUGAGAAGGUGGCGAAUAAACAAGCGGCAGCGGCGCAAGCGUUAAAACAAGAGUGCGAGGCGGAUUUGGCCGAGGCGAUGCCGAUCUUGAACGACGCCAUAGCCGCCCUCGACACCUUGAAACCUGCCGAUAUCACUUUGGUGAAAUCGAUGAAAAACCCCCCCGACGCCAUUAAAUUGGUGAUGGCGGCGGUUUGUAUCAUUAAGGGGAUGAAACCCGAUCGAGUUCCGGACCCUUCUACUGGCAGAAUGUUGCUGGACUAUUGGGGACCCAGUAAAAGGUUAUUGGGCGACAUGAAUUUCCUACAAUCCCUGAAAGACUUCGACAAAGACAACAUAAAGCCCGACGUAAUGGCGAAACUACGAAAAGAGUAUCUGUCCAAUAAGGAUUUUAAACCGAAUGUGGUGGCCAAGGCGAGCAGUGCCGCCGAGGGGCUCUGCAAAUGGAUUAUCGCAAUGGAAAUGUAUGAUAAAGUGUACAAGAUCGUGGCACCGAAAAAGGCGAAACUGGAUGCCGCCGAGAAAGAGUUUGCGCAAAUGAUGGAAAUGUUGACGGAAAAGAGGAACGAGGUGAAGAGGUUGGAGCAACAGUUGGCGGAAUUGAACGAGAAACUCGACGAAGCCUUGAAGAAACAGAAGGAGCUACAGGACAGCGUGGAGUUGUGCAAUAAUAAGUUGAUUAGGGCACAGAAGCUUAUUGGUGGCUUAGGUGGUGAGAAAGUGAGAUGGACAGCUUGCGCGGACGCUCUACAACUCCAAUACGACGGUUUAGCGGGAGAUAUGCUGCUGGCCUGUGGAAUCAUUUCUUAUUUAUCGCCGUUCAACAGCAUUUUCCGAUCUAGUUUGGUGAAUGACUGGCAUAAAUACGUGAAACAAUUGAAAAUUCCCACGGCGGACGUUUUCAGCAUGGUCUCCGUACUUGGAUCAGACGUUAAAAUUCAGCAAUGGUAUAUUAGCGGGUUGCCUAGGGAUGAUUUUUCUACGGAAAAUGGUAUAAUUAUGGAUAAUUCCAGAAGAUGGUCCUUGUUUAUCGAUCCGCAGGCGCAAGCGAGCAGCUGGAUAAGAAAAAUGGAAAAAUCCAACAAUUUAGAAGUGGUCAAGUUCUCCUAUUCGGAUUAUAUGAAAAAAAUCGAGACAUGCGUGCAACUCGGAUAUCCGGUUCUGAUAGAGAGUAUUGGGGAGGAACUAGAGGCUGCCCUGGACCCUCUACUAUACAAGAAAACGUAUAAACAAGCGGGCAUUGAGGUCAUCAGUGUAGGCGAAGACGUUAUCGAAUAUAACAAGAAUUUCAGGUUAUACAUGACGUCAAAGCUAAGAAAUCCCCAUUAUUUACCGGAGGUGUUCAAUAGGGUCACUAUUAUUAACUUUGCAUUGACUUUGGAGGGACUACAGGACCAAUUGUUAGGUAUCGUCGUUGCCGUAGAAAAGCCGGAACUCCAACAACUAAAAGAGGAACUCAUAGUACAAAAGGCGGAAAACAAGGCCGCCCUGGAAAACACCGAAGAGAAAAUCUUAAAAACCUUGUCGGAAACUAAGGGGGACAUCUUAGAGGACGAGACGGCCAUCCAGAUCUUGGACGAUUCCAAGAUUCUGUCGGCAGAAAUCCGGGAGAAGCAAGAGAAAUCGUUUGAAAUCGAAAAAUCCAUCGAGGAGUUCAGAGUGAAGUACCAAGGGGUGGCCGAUCAUUCGGCCGUGCUUUAUUACUGUAUAUCCGAUCUGGCCAAUGUGGAUCCGAUGUACCAGUACUCCCUCGAAUGGUUUAUCAAUUUAUACAUCGGAUCCAUACAAAAAGCGGAAAAGUUCCGGAGUAUAGAGAAACGUUGCCAGAGUUUAAUUAACGCGUUCACUUUCGACUUGUACAACAACAUCACCAGGUCGUUGUUCGAAAAGGACAAGCUGCUGUUUUCCUUUCUUUUGUGCUCGAAAAUAAUGAUCGCCCAGAAUAAGUUGAACGAGAAGGAAUUUAUGUUUUUCCUCACCGGAGGGGUGAGCGUGGAAAACCCUUUGGAGAACCCUUGUAAGCAUUGGCUGCCAACGAACUCUUGGGACGAGAUUUGUCGGUUGGACGAUUUAACCAUUUUCAAGGGGUUUUUGAAGAGUUUCUACUCGAAACACGAGGAGUGGAAGAAGAUUUAUGACAAUUAUAGUGAGGACUUGGUGUGGCCGGAACCGUGGCACAGUUCUUUGUCCAAUUUUGGGCGGCUCAUUCUAAUAAGAGUCCUACGUCCCGACAAACUAACCAGAGCCAUCCUGCUGUUCGUCAAAAACGAACUGGACGAGCGUUUCGUGCGUCCCCCGCCCUUCAAUAUCGCCCUUUCGUACGGCGACUCAUACUCGCUCUGUCCUUUGAUUUUCAUUCUCUCGCCCGGCAUCGAUCCCAUGGCCGCCCUGGUCAAAUUUGCCGAAGAAAUGAAAAUGUCCGAGAGAUUUCGUUCGAUUUCUUUGGGUCAAGGUCAAGGUCCGAUGGCCCAGGCGAUGAUCGAAGAGGGCCAGGAAACCGGCUCGUGGGUCUGUCUCCAGAAUUGCCAUCUGGCCACCUCCUGGAUGCCCAGCCUGGAGAAGAUCUUCGAGGGUCUCGACUACUCGAACACCCACGACCAAUUCCGGUUGUGGUUGACCAGUUAUCCGUCUAAUAAGUUUCCGGUUUCCUUGCUGCAGAAGGGGGUGAAAAUGACCAACGAGCCACCCACAGGGUUGCAGAACAACUUGCUGAAGUCAUAUAUCAACGAUCCGGUGAAAAAUCCGGAUUUUUACAACGGCUGCGAGGGGCACGAGGAAAUGUUCGCGCGGCUCCUCUACGGUUUGGCAUUUUUCCACGCGGUGGUGCAGGAACGACGGACUUUCGGCCCCCUGGGCUGGAACAUCCCCUACGGGUUCAACGAUUCAGAUUUCGACAUAUCGGUGCAGCAAUUGCAAAUGUUCAUUAACGAGAGCGAGAAUCCUUUCGAGGCGCUCUCUUACCUCAUCGGAGAGUGUAAUUAUGGAGGUAGAGUAACGGACGAUUGGGACAGAAGACUGAUAGUAACCAUCCUCGAGGACUUCCUGAAUCCGAAAAUCGUCUCCAAAAAGAGUUACGUGUUCAGUAAAGUGGGCGACUGUUACGGUUUACCGGAGAAAAUCGAGUACCCGGAAUUCAUCCGACAUAUCCAGACUUUGCCCGCCCUACACCCGCCGGAAGUUUUCGGGUUGCACACGAACGCGGGGAUCACCAGGGACCUACAGGACUCCCGGCUGUUGCUCAGUUCGGUUUUGAUGGCUUAUGGGGAAACGUCGGGAGGUGGAGGAGGAGAUACGGAUAACUUCAUCAGCACCGUCUGCUCGGACAUCUUAUCAAAAGUCCCAGACCCGUUUAACAUUGCCGAGGCCUACAAGAAAUACCCGGUGGAAUAUACCGAGUCCAUGAACACUGUCUUGGUGCAAGAAAUGGAGCGGUUCAAUAAACUUCUGAGGACCAUCAAGGGCUCCUUGGUUACCAUGUUAAAGGCCCUUCAAGGAUUGGUAGCAAUGUCCCCCGCCCUAGAGGCUUUCGCCACCUCCCUAAUCCUGGCAAGGCUACCGACCGAAUGGACGGCCGUUUCCUAUCCCUCCUUGAAAAAUCUCCCCAAUUACGUCGGGGAUUUUCUGAGUCGCCUGGAAUUCUUACAAAAGUGGUUCGAAUCCGGCAAACCGGCCACUUAUUGGGUGUCCGGGUUCUUUUUCACUCAAGCCUUCCUCACCGGAGUGAAGCAGAACUUUGCCCGGAAGUACACGAUCCCGAUCGAUAAGUUGACUUUUGACUUUGACAUUCUGAAGACUGACGUGGUAGAGGCCGCGCCCCCAGAUGGCGCCUACAUCUACGGACUAUUUACCGAUGGGGCGAGGUACGAUCGGACUAAGGGGGUGAUCGCCGAGCUUUUACCGAAGGUACUCAAUGACGUCAUGCCUCAAAUAUGGAUCAUACCGAUCAAAAUGGAUCAGUACAAUCCAGGUUCUCGCUACUUAUCCCCGGUAUAUAAAACCUCUGCUCGAAGGGGGGUGUUAUCCACCACCGGUCACUCCACCAAUUACGUGUUGCCAAUUUUAUUGAACACCCUGGAGCCUCCCUCUCAUUGGAUCAAAAGGAGCAUGGCCCUGUUAUGCCAACUGGACUAGAUGCAUUCCGAUUUUAUUUUAUUUUAUUUAUUUUAAGGGUAAUUUUAUAAAUAAAUUAUUAUUAUUUGUC
Molecule: messenger RNA, 11928 nt
Organism: Anthonomus grandis grandis
Lineage: Eukaryota; Metazoa; Arthropoda; Insecta; Coleoptera; Curculionidae
Gene: Dhc62B
Product: dynein axonemal heavy chain 7
Exons: 46
Coding region: 27-11858 (3943 amino acids)
Biological process (GO): microtubule-based movement
Cellular component (GO): dynein complex
Molecular function (GO): ATP hydrolysis activity; dynein intermediate chain binding; dynein light intermediate chain binding
Source: RefSeq, a predicted model, not a curated record